Molecule: messenger RNA, 8608 nt
Organism: Caenorhabditis angaria
Lineage: Eukaryota; Metazoa; Nematoda; Chromadorea; Rhabditida; Rhabditidae
Source: the annotation of a GenBank genome assembly
AUGGGUUCCGAUACAAAAUCGGAUGAUGAUAAACUAUCAAAAGAUGAUAUUUGGAGAAAUGACAAUUCUUGCAUGGUAAGUUUCCUUAUUCCCAAUACCCAGAAAAUCUCAAUUAUAUGUUUUUUUCCAGCUCUGCGGUGAUUUUUGUGAGACUCAAGCACUCAAAGAUUCUCAUUAUUUGAAAGCAAAACAUAUUCGAAAAAUGCGAUUGUAUGAUUUCUACACAAAUGAGAUUUCGAAAUUUCCACAUGGCAACGAAUCUCUUCUUCAAAAUCGCUAUUUAUUGAGAAAAAUGCGAGUUUUGGGUCUUGAAUGUGUUCACGAAAUCACAACACUUUUCAAUCCAUCUGCAAUAUGGGCAUGUUCGAUUUGUUUUGUUGCUGGCGGACAUUAUGAUGCGGCUGAUGCUCAUUUGAUGUCUCUUGGUCAUAUUAAAACAUAUAUUGUGAGUUUUUCUUUGGAAAUUCUCUUUUUAAUUCAUCACUAUGUUGUUUUUCAGGACGAGUUUCAUCCAGAUGAAAUGAAAAAUUUGACAUACGACAAGCAUGAUCUGUGUGAGCAAUUCGAAUUGUUUUCCCAACUCGCUGAUCGUAUUUUCGCUGAAAAUGGUGGUUUGCAAAAACCGGAAGUUUUGAAAAUGAAUAUUAGUGAAGCGGAUGCAAAAAAGAAAUUUGUAUUGACUGAUAUUGGUGAUACAAUGACUAAUCAUAUUUGCCAAAAAGAUGCGAAAAAAGUUAUUCUUCAUUGUAAGACUUGUAAUCAAUUGAUUCCUACACAUAAAUCGACGAAAUAUACAAUUGAAAAAGCUAAAUUAGCUCAUUUGGAUAAUGCGAUUCAUCAGAAAUGUGCAUUGAUUUCGGGAUGCAUUGAAGAAUGUGAGUUUUGUUUCGGAAUUCAUCAAAAACAUCUAUAUUUCAGUUGAUAUUGAAGAAAUAUUUGAUGGAGAUACAACUGAACCUGUGAAUAAUUCGCUUGAAUGGUUUGUUCGUGAAGAACACGGCGGUUUAACAUAUCUCAAUUCGCCGUGUGGUUUGAGAAAUUGUAUCACAACUGAAGACGAGAAAUAUUGUGGAAUAUGUUUUUGUUUCGUUGAAAAUGAGGAGCAUUUCUCAUCGGAAUAUCACGUGAUGAACUUUCUCAAUGCUCGUUUUCCUUUCGAUAAUUAUUUGAUUCGACAAUUACCAAGAGAUGAACGUCAAAAACGAUCAUUGCAAUUAUUGUCGAAAACAUUUUUGGAGAAUGAAAGUAGAAGAAAAGCACCGUUAAAACGGUUUCCAUCUACUAUUCAGGUAUAAUAAUAAUUAAAUUCUUAAUUUUCAAUAAUCGCAUUUUUUUGCGCGAGCGCCUUAUUUGUUUUCAUUUUUUCGCAGAAGCAGAAUCUUUUACAUUUUUAAUUUAUUGUUAUUUUUAUAUACCUUUCCUUUUUCCUGAUCCCAUACCCCCAAAAACAUUUUCAGACUUUGAUUUCUGCGGAUUUCCGAGUUUUCGAAGAUGUUCAACCUGAAAUAAUGGAUGAGUAUGGGCAUAUCACAUUUUUUUGCCCAGUGAGUUUCAAAACAUUUUCAUUGUUCUUAUUAUUUUUUGUAUUAUUUUUAGCUCUGUUUGAAUAUUUCAUCAUUGCCAAAAUCAGAUGAUCCAAAUAUGGAACAACAAAUGAAAGCACAUUGGUUGAAACAUUUGACUGAAGCACAACAUUAUGAAUGUAUAACAAGAAGGGCUAGUUAUACUUUUGGUAAGUUUAGUUUAGUUUGAAUUUCGUGAGAAUGUGAAUUCAAUUGCGCAGAUGAACGAUAUUUUGUGCCAUAUCCACCUUCUAUUAAACAAAUGGCAUAUAUGGAUAAAGGAAAAUGGACGACAGUCAAGGUAAAGCAAUAUUUUCAUUAUUAUUUUUUUAAAUCUUGUUUAAUUUCACUUCGUCUAAUAUAAUUCUAAUUUCUGUUUUGUUUUCAGGAUACCGAAAUGCUCAUUCAAACACAAUGUGAUGUUGGAUUAGAAUAUAUGGUUGAAGAUGAGGAUAAUGAUGAAGUAGUUUGUACAAUGUGCGCAAGAGUUUAUCCAAGAAAUAAUCCGGAUGUUAUCAAUUAUCAUAUUCGAUCAAUUCAACAUUUGAAACAAUAUUUGGUGAGUGUUCAGGGUUUUCUUUAGUGGUUUUCUCUUUUUUUUUCUUGAUAAUUCAUUAUACUUUGUUUUCUAGUACAUAACAAAUCGCACAAUGAUUGGCCUAAUAUUGAGUCAAAGAGUUGAGUCGGUAGCUGAAGAACUUUUGUUGGAGUGGUUGCAAAGAUCAUCGUUACAAUUUGAUAUCAAAAUGAAGGUAAUUUAAAAUUUGCAUACAUACAUCCACUCGUAGCCAAAUUUGUUGUGUUUUUCAAACUAUGUUUUAGUAGUGAAAGAAAAAUGCAAAUUUUGAGAGACGCAGACGAGAGAAACGCAGGCGAAAAAAAUGCAUUUUUUCUUCACUGUGGACUUCUCAGAUUUGGAUUCAGGCUUCAGGACUGUGCAUAAUUGGAGUUAUUCGUUUUAAUUCGAUCUGCCUCAAAAUUAGUGCGUGUAAAAUACAACCUGUUGUUUUUUUUAAUUUCCACUUUUUUCGAUGUUCCCUUUUUUCUAAAAGACCGCAGUGAAAAAAAUGUGCUUUUUCGCCUGUGGAGAAAUAGUGUGUGUUUGACAUCAACCUUUUGGUCAUUAAUUUAAAGGAGUGUGUUGUUUGCGUCUCUAGGUUUUCAUUUUUUGUUAGAAAAAUCUCUGGAUGUUUGUAAAAAAUAUAAUUUUUGAUUUUGAUAGGUUUAUUCGAAAAAGAAGACACUGGAACUUGAUAGUUGGAAAUCGAUUAAUAUAAGAACGGUAAAUUAAUCAUUUUGGAAGAAAAAACUUUGUUUGUUUUCGCAGGUUGACAGUUCACUCAACUCUCGAAAUGAAACACGCGAUUCUUAUGAUGCACUUGUUAGUGUUGUUGAUAAGGUUUCUUGUGAUGGACGCGAGUUGGUGAUGUUAGGUGCUCGAGAAGCAUUGUUAGCGGCUAAUAUUCGGAUUAUUCAUACUUAUGUAGAUAAUAAAAAAGUAACAGCUGUAAUGUGCAGAUGUAUGGUAGGUUUGAGAAAACAUUGUAUUUUUUUGGUAUUAUUUGUUUUUUUUUUUCUUCAAGAAUUGUGAACUAGCAUUUUCUGCAAAUGUUGAAGAUUGGGACGAUGAUGUGUUUAUAAGACAUAUGAGAGAUGAUCAACACUAUAAUCGAAUGAGAUCACUUCAUGAAAAUCGAUUUGGUAUGGAUUCACCAACAGCUUUUUUAUUUUGUUAUUUUUUCUAAUUUUACAGAUUCGUACGGAAUUAGCGAAGAGAAAUCAAAUUAUACAGUCAAAGCGUUCCCACAAAAAGAUCCAGCCAAGGUUUUAACAUAAAAUAAUAUUCUGUAGAUUGUGACAUCAGCAAUUUUUUUCAGAAAGUUAGUUGGCAUUGGAAUGCGCAGAGCAAACUUCACGAAUAUGUUCUCAGUGUUGUUGGUUUGGAAGAAAUUGUCGAAAGACGAUCGAAAGAGCGAGAAAAUAUGGUUCCGGAUUUUUUCUGCGUUCUUUGUGCUACAACUUUUCCGAAACGUGCAGCGAAUUUAGAAACUCAUGUUAGAAGUUUUUCUCAUGCUUUGAACUUUUUGGUAAGAAGUUGUUGAAAAGUGUUAUUCAAUGUUGAAUAUUGAAAAAUUCUAGCACAAAUAUCGAGCAGUUUCUAUUCGAGACAUUGAAGAAUUGAACAAGAAGUACGAUGAUCGCGGAAAAGAAGUUCGAAAAUAUGUUUCAAAUCUAUUGAAAGAUAUUGUUCCAGCCCAAAUGUAUUGUAUACGUGUAUAUGAUCCAUUGGGUGAAGCGGAAAGAAAAAGUAUUGUUGCACAACAAAGAGCAAAAGAAGAGGAAAGACAGGCGGAAACGCUGAGAAUAAGAGAAAGAGCAGCCGAAGGUAACACCAAUUUCUUCUGUACACACAUUUGGGUAGUGAAUUUAAAUACACAUCAGUCGGUUUCAUUAUCAAUGUUAAGGUUGACUGUGUAAUUUUGAUUUUUUUUUCAUUUUUGAAAAAUUCAUUUUUAGUUCUGAAAAACAAAAUUUUCGGUUUAUUGCAACACCGAAAGUUGUUUUCAAUCCUUAUGGAUACAUCUGAAGCUGGCUGCGCAAUAUUAAUCAAACUACACAACUUUUUCCAAAAUUAGUUUUGAAAAACACACAUUGAAAACUUUGAAUAUCACAGAGCGCCAACAAAGAAUGGAAGAACAGCGUCUUCAUCGUGAACGCGAAGUAGAAAGAAUUAGAAAACAGACACAAGAACGAGAGAAAAAAGAGGCGGAGACUCGACGAAUCAAGAAAGUUGUGGAAGAAGAAAGAGCUAGACGAAUUGCUAUUGCUCUUGAAGCAGCACAAAAGGUUUGAUUACAAAACCUUGUGAAAAAAAAACAAAAAAUACGAUUUUGUUUAGGAUGUUGAAGCGAAACAAAGAAUGCAACAAGAAGUUGAGCGAGACAAAGAAAAGGUUUUGUUGAUGAAAGCUCGUGAACUUGAGAAAAGACGUUUGGAAGCGGAAAAAGUGGCACUUGAAGAAAGAGCUAGAUUGGUUGGAAAUCCACGUUUGUAUAUUCCACAUGUUGUUGCACCAAUGACUGCACCUUUAAAUAUGCAACAACAGCAACAACAAAUGCAACCACCUUGGAUGAAUCAAAAUGGGGUACACCUUUUCAAAAAAAAAAAUACGUGGAUUAUUCAAAAAUUCCUUCUUUUCAGAUGGUUCCUGGAAUGCAUCCACCAACAGUUCCAGUUCCAAAUUUCAGUCUUCCUCCUCCAAAUUUCAAUCAAAUGCAAUUUCCGCCGAAAAUUGAAACACCAGAACUUCCAGGAAUUGUGAAGAGGUUUUCGAACUUUUUUUUUGAAAAUAAAUAGCAUUAGAUGUUUUUAGGCCUUCGCUGCGAGGAAAAGUGCCAGAUCCAAUGUUGAUGAACAUCAAAGUGAUCGCUUCAAAACAAGAUUUGAUAAAUUACAGUAAGUUUGCUGAUGGUAAUAAAAUACUUGGAAAUUUCGAGAAUUACUAAUCCAUUCUAAAUUUCACGUCAUUCAAACUCUGUAAAUCUGAGAAUUAACCAUGAUUCAAAAUUGAAGAUUAUAGCUUUUGAAAAUCCACCAAACUUCUUUCUUGAGAUGUUUUUUUUUUAUAUUUUCAAAAAUUCAAAGAACUCAUAUCCCUCUUCAUUUUUCUUUCAAUUUAUAAUCACAUAUUUUUUCAGUUAUCAAAAAAGGAGCCGAACGUAUUCCAAGAACCGAAAUGCCAAUCGAAUAUACAAAUUCACUAAACGAAUUAGCUGGUUCACUUGGAACUGAUACAAUUUAUGAAGUUGUUUGUCUUGAUGAUUCUGAACUUGACAGUUAUUUCUGUACACUUUGUGCUGAAUGGACUUCUCCAAGAGAAAUGGCUAAACAUAUUGUAAAUGAUAGCCAUCGAUUAGCUUAUUUGGUUUGUUUAUAGUUUUGUGUUUGAAAUUUAAAUAAUUUAUCGAAUUUUGAUUUCAGUACAAGAAUUAUUUGGUUUAUCAUAAAACUGUGAUGGCGGAAAAAGACAAGGCUAUACGCAAACUUGUUUUGAAUAAUUUCUGUAAAGAAAUACAAAAGGUAUCUUGUUUUUUCUUCCAAACAUAAUUUAAUUUUUGAUAAUUUUCAGAAAGAACAACCUCCUCCAAAAAUCGAACAUCGAAUAAUGACAUUUUUGAACAAAGCAACAAUUAUUCGACUUUGGCCAGGAUAUGAAACAUAUUUCUAUGAACAGAAAUUUACGCAAUCUGGAUUUCAAGAAAUUCAAUGUAAAAGCUUUUUCUAUCUGCGUGUGCGAAAUUAUUUUUAUUCGAUUCCCCCAAAAAAUUCCCUAAUUAUUUUCAAAUCAAAAUUUGUUUUUUUUCAGAUGAUCCGGUGCCAGUUCCAGUUCCAGUGCCCAAAAAUGCGAUAAUUCUUGAUGAUGAAAAUGAAGUGCCACAAGAUAAAGAUGAUCGAAAAGAGAGAGCUGCGAAUAACAGAGAAAAAGAGCGAGAAAGGGAAAGAGAAAGAGAUCGAGACAGAGAUCGACGUCGUCGUUCUCGAACUCGCUCUCGAAGUCGUGAUAGAGAUCGAGAUUAUCGUCGACGAAGUAGAUCAAGAAGUCGAGAUAGAUAUCGAAGAAGAUCGAGAACUCGAAGUCGAUCGAGAAGUCGUGAAAGAACAUCGAGAAGACGAGAAAAUAGUGAUGCGAAUAAAUGGGCGAAUGGCACUGAUAAUUUCUUGGCCAAAUUGGGGGAUAAAAAAGGUGGUGGGAGGUAUGUCAAUUUUGUGAAAUUUGCUCAUAAAAAUGAAAAAAGUCACGUGGAUUUUUGGUGCGAAUUUGAAAUUUCAAAAAAAAAACAUUUUGAAUUAAUAUUUGAAAAAAAAUUAUUCUGAAUUUCAGAAAAAUUUAUUGUGGUUUUUUGACGCGAAAACUCAAAUUUCAAAAAAAAUAUUACAUUCUGAUUUUUUUUUAAUUUCGAAAAAUAAAAAUCGCAAAAUGUUUCAAUUUGAAUUCAAUUCCCACAGAUAUCUUGAUUAUAAAUUUGCAGACCCAAAACUCCACCAAACUCCGAUUUGAAAUCUCGCUUCGAAACUUUGAGCAAAUUUGCUGGAGCAAUUGGAAAAGAGGAUGAUAUUGAAAGAAGUCGAAAAGAAGCUGAACUUCGACGACAAAAAAAUGAGAAAGACUCGGCGCCGAUAAAACCAUCGAAUACAACAACAACUUCAAGUUUGGAAGAUGAAAAAGCGAAACAACGCAAAAUGUUGGGAGUUAUCAUAACUAUGCAACAACAAUCCGAAUUACGCGGCGGAAAUAUUGAUCGAAGAGAGGUAAACAAAGAGAGAAAUAUUUUUAAUUUUAAUGUCGAAUUUUCAGAUCGAAUCACUUUAUAAUGAAAUGGGUUUGAAUAUUAGAGAAGGUGAUAAAUUGUUAUCUCAAAUGUUGAAUGAUAUGCAAGGAACUUCGGUGAGUUAUUGAUUUUGAAUUCAAAAAAUGCAAAUUGUUUUUUAUCCAAAAAUUUCCAGGCAACAUCAGCUCCUUCAAUUAAUCUUGCCUCGUUCGGAAUCAUGGCGCCAAACUCCUCCCAGCCAACUUUUAAUCAACCACCUCCACAAAUGCAAUCUUAUCAACAACAACAACAGCCACAAUCUGCUUACGGUGCCUUUACGCAGCAAAUUCAGCAACCAGCUCCAUCGGCUUAUCAACAAUCAGCUGGGAGAUUAGCUAAUUUGCAACGAAUGGUGACUGGUAAUGUAAAUAAUGGAAACUCGAGUUCUAGCCUAAAUCUUCCAACUGUUCAACAUUCCUCAUAUUUUGAGAAAAAUGCCGAGGAGAUUUACAAAGAUUCGGUUUCAUAUGUAUAUCCGACAAAAGAUGAUGUUGAACCUGCAAAUAAGAAGACGAAACAAGCGGAAAGCGAAGAAGAUUCAGAGGAUGAAGAAUAUGCUGAAAUUAUGAAUGUGAUUGGGAAAAAUCCAGAGAAGAAGAAUGAAUCUGGUGGAUCGACACCGAUUCAGAAAGAGGUUCCAAAGGCGAAAGAGCCGGUUGUGGUUGAGAAGAAGAAGAAAAAGGAAGAACCUGCUGCAACUUUGCCUGGACAACGAAUGGCGUUGGCGAGAACUGUUUUACCAAAUGGCCAGAAAAUUUCGAAUAAUGAAAAAUCAAAUGAAAAUACUGCUGAAUUGCCAUCAACUACAAUAAGUCAACCACCAAUUCCUGGUGUAUCUGGUGAAACACUGGCCUCAACAUCUUUGAAUUUACCUGGAAUUGCUGCACCAAUAUCUUCCCAACGGGUUGUUCAACAACAACAACAACAACCUCAAAUGAUUCCACAACAACAGCCAAUGAUGCAACAAAUGCCGCAAAAUCCACAACAAAUGUAUAUGCAGGCGCCACCACAACAAAAUCAAUUUAUGUAUGCUCAACAAAUGCCGCAAUAUGGAAUGCAGCAAGGUUAUCCAAUGGCUCCGCAGCAAAUGCAGCCACAGGUUGGUUUUUGGGGGAGGGUUUUUGGAAAAAAACAUUUUUUUUAAAGUAAAAUUCUCGAAUUCUCUCAGUUUUUGAAACUUGAUAAAAUUUAGAUUUCACAUAGUUUUAAUUAAAUUAAUUAAUUUUUUUAAAUUUAAGACCCUAAUUUGUUUUGUUUUUAAAGGAUAUGAUAUUAGGACGAAAUUCCGACGGUUUUGUGAAUUUCCAGACUUUUUGGGCAGAAUUUCGAGUUUUUUAAAUAUUAGGCUUUUUUCUGAAGAGAGCAAAAAUUUGGACCGUUGUUCUUGUAAAGAUUUCUAGACUGAACCCUUUCUAAAAAUCAGGAUUUCAAGCCAAAAAAUCCAAAUAUUCCCAAAACUUUCUAUUAAUUUCACAAUAUUUCCAGAUGUAUCAACCAAUGCCCCAACAAAUGUAUCAACAACAACCAAUGGGUCAAAUGAUGCCACCACAAUAUCAAAUGCAGCCACAACAACCCCAACAAAUCUAUAUGCAACCACCGCCGCAACAACAAAUGAUGCCACAAUAUGGAAUGCCGCCAAAUCAACAACAACCACAACAGCAAUAUCCAUAUUUUUGA